Molecule: messenger RNA, 3541 nt
Organism: Diospyros lotus (date-plum)
Lineage: Eukaryota; Viridiplantae; Streptophyta; Magnoliopsida; Ericales; Ebenaceae
Product: receptor-like protein 13
Exons: 8
Coding region: 1-1359 (452 amino acids)
Molecular function (GO): protein binding
Source: RefSeq, a predicted model, not a curated record
AUGUUGCAGAAAGGGAUCGAGACGCCAGGCCAGUUGUUCCCCGGUUGCGGGUCGAUGAAUUGGAGAAAUCUGAGGGUCGACUGGGAAUUGGAACUACCUCUGGUGAAGUGGGUUCUAAUUGGACUUGGCCCCAAUGGAAGAAUCUUCCUGAAAGAUAACACCCAUUGGCACUGUUGGAAUGUGAUACCCAACGAGUUCAAGGCGAUGAUGCAAGAGAGGAUAGCUCUACUGCAUCUCAAAGCUUCCAUCAACUACCCCAAUGGCAACUCUUUGCCUUCUUGGGUGGAUAAUAAAUCAUCCAAUUGUUGUCAAUGGGAAAGGGUUGAAUGCAACAACACUUCAAGCCGAGUCAUUCAACUCUCUCUUAAUCAAACAAGAGAUUGGGAAUCUAGAAAAGAAUGGUAUUUCAAUGCUUCUCUAUUUCUUCCCUUUAAAGAGAUCAAGACUCUUGAAUUAAGUGGAAAUGCAUUAGUCGAUUGGGUUGAGAAUGAAGGUUUUGAGAAACUUUCUACGUUGACUAAUCUUGAAGUUCUUGAUUUAAGUUCAAACUGGAUCAAUAAUUCUAAAAUUUUAGAAUUUAUUGGUGGAAUUCCAUCUUUAAAGUCUCUAAAUCUUGAAUAUAAUAGCUUUGGAAGCUCGGUUGAUUUGACAAGUUUUAAAAAAUUUUCUACAUUGACCAAUCUUGAAGUUCUCGAUUUGAGUUUCAAUUGGAUUGAUAAUUCCGAAAUUCUAGAAUUUAUUAGUGGAAUUUCCUCUUUAAAGUCUCUAAAUCUUGGAGGUUGCUUAAGCUCGGUUAAUUUCACAAGUUUCGAAAAACUUUCUAUGUUGAUCAAUCUUGAAGUUCUUGAUUUGAGUUACAAUAGUAUCAAUAACUCCAAAAUUCUAGAAUUUAUUGGUGGAAUUUCAUCUUUAAAGUCUCUAAAUCUUCAAGAUAAUAGUUUGGGAAGCUCGGCUAAUUUGACAAGUUUCGAAAAACUUUCUAUAUUGAUCAAUCUUGAAGUUCUUGAUUUGAGUUAUAACAGCAUCAAUAACUCCAAAAUUCUAGAAUUUAUUGGUGGAAUUUCAUCUUUAAAGUCUCUAAAUCUUAGAGAUAAUAGAUUGGGAAGCUCAGUUGAUUUGACAAGUCGAAACCAGGAAUCAAAAUUGACGAAUCUACAAGUUCUUGAUUUAUCUGAUAAUUUCAUAACCAACAUCAUAUGGUCUUCUCUAAAAGAAUUUUCUUCAUUGAAAGUAUUGGAUUUGUCUUGGAACUACAUGAAUGAAAGUAUUUCUAUUCAAGGUUUGUGUGAAUUGAAGACUCUUCAAGAGAUUGGCUUGAACUCUAAUGGAUUAAAGGGUCAGUUGCCUUGGUGCUUGUGAAACUUGACAUCUCUUAGGUUUCUAGAAAUCUCUGGCAACCAGUUAACUGGGAACAUUGCAUUGUCUCCUCUUGCCAAUAUCAUAUCCUUAGAAUAUCUUAUGCUUUCAAAUAACAAAUUUCUAGUCCCAAUCUCAUUCAAGUCAUAUUACAACCUCUCCAAACUUAUGGUUCUGGAAAGUGUCAACAACAUACUUUUGAAAGAAGAGGACAUUCUUGGCUCAACCCCAAGUUUCCAAUUGUUUCGAAUCCAUCUUUCUAGUUCUGAACAUGGGAGAAACACUUCGAUGUCUGUGCCCAAAUUUUUCUACUAUCAAAAUCAACUCAAAAUGGUUAAGCUCUCUGGAUUUGAUUUUGGAGGAACAUUCCCAAGGUGGUUGUUGGAGAACAAUACUAGACUACUAACACUUACCCUAACAAAGAAUUUAAUUUCUAAACCUUUCCAAUUGCCCUCAUCUCCGAUGACAGAACUUGUAACAUUAGAUAUCUCCAACAAUAAUUUCUAUGGUGCCAUCCCAUACAAGAUUGGUAGUUCUUUCCCCAAGUUAAAAUUGCUAAACAUGUCUAGAAAUAACUUUGAAGGCGUGAUUCCAUCUUCAUUAGGUGACAUAACCUCUUUAUCUAUUCUAGACUUGUCAAAUAACCAAUUAUUCAAUAAAAUUCCUGUACAUUUGGUAAUGGGUUGUAGCUUCUUGAAAGUGCUGAAACUAUCAAGCAACAACUUGACAGGCCCUAUACUACUCCCUCAAAAUAACUUGCCAAACUUAUUGUUGUUACUUUUCGAUGAUAAUAAGUUCACAGAAAUCCCACACUACUUAUCCAAUAGUAGUGGCUUGCAAAUGUUGAAUCUUAGCCAUAAUCAUCUUGGAGGUGUGUUUCCUGUUGAGUUUUGUCAAUUUGAUGGACUACAACUAUUGGAUCUUUCUAACAACAAUUUCAUUGGGACAAUACCAUCUUGCUUCAAUGUGAAAAACCUAGACCAAAUUCAUCUAUCCAAUAAUAUGCUAAAUGGACCAUUUCCUGAGGUGUUUCAUCGAUUAAUGAACAACAUAAAAAUGAUAGAACUUUCAAAUAACCAUUUUAAUGGCAGCAUUCCAAAUUGGAUCGACGGUCUUCCAUGGUUAAGAAUUCUUAUCUUAAAAAAUAACCACUUUGAAAGUAAUAUCCCAUAUCAAAUUUGCCACUUGUCUAGAUUAACCUUGAUUGAUCUUUCUUCCAAUAAGUUUUCAGGCAACAUUCCUAGUUGCUUGAAAAAUAUCCCAUUUGAUAUAGAAAAGGAAUUAAAAGUGUUGUUCACUCCUUCAAUUAUUCAAAUUGUGGAAGCACCCUUGAAGUCUAACCUAAAGAUUUAUAGUCAUCAUGGUUACUCAAUGCUUGGUAUCAUAGACGACAUCUUUCCCGCAAAUCAAACAUUUUUCUCAUUACAAGUGGAGUUCACAACCAAAGGAAUGACCUUGCUCUUCACAGGAGAGCCUUUGUUACUUUUUUCAGCAAUUGAUCUAUCCAACAACAAAUUAGCUAGCCACAUACCACUUGAAAUUGGCAACCUUGGCAAAACCAAAGCAUUGAACCUUUCCCACAACAACUUGAUUGGAGGAAUCCCAACAACAUUUUCCAAGUUACAGAAUAUAGAGAGUUUGGAUCUUUCUCACAACAACUUAAAUGGGAAUAUCCCCUCUCAGCUUACUGAUCUAUACUCAUUGGUGACGUUCAAUGUGUCUUACAACAACUUUAGUGGAAGGAUACCUCAAGCAACAAACCAAUUUGGAACUUUCGACUCAAGUAGUUAUAUUGAGAAUCCAUUUCUCUGUGGAGAACCAUUACCAAAUAAUUGCAUUGAUUCACCUCCAUUAGCUCCAUCAGCCAAUAAUAAUGCAAGUCAUGUGGUAUCAAACUUUAUCGAUAUGAACACUUUUUAUACAAGCUUUGUAGGGUCUUACAUAGCUAUUUUACUAGCUAUUGCAGUAAUUUUGUAUAUAAAUCCACAUUGGAGACGAGCAUGGUUCCAUGUUAUUGAGGUUUUCAUCAUCUCUAGCUACUACUUUGUUGUGGAUCAUAUGUAGAGAAUCAAAGUUGGUUUUCUUCGUAGAUACUGAUAAUCACCCUGGUCAAGUAAUAUUGUUGUUGUAUGUAUAUCCUACUGAACUUCUUUGUUAAGUAGUUUGUUGUUAUAAUAAUGUUAUC